This is a messenger RNA of Podarcis raffonei (Aeolian wall lizard), 429 nucleotides long. It is a transcript of the gene TIMM13, whose product is annotated as translocase of inner mitochondrial membrane 13. Lineage: Eukaryota; Metazoa; Chordata; Lepidosauria; Squamata; Lacertidae. Bases 14 to 292 code for a protein of 92 amino acids. The transcript has 3 exons. The record is from RefSeq and is a predicted model, not a curated record.
UCUGGCUUGGGUCAUGGCGUCGGGCAGCGGGGACUUCGCGUCGGGGGGUCGCCUGGACCCCGGGGCCCUGAUGGAGCAGGUCAAGGUGCAGAUCGCCGUGGCCAACGCGCAGGAGCUGCUGCAGAGGAUGACGGACAAAUGUUUCCGAAAGUGCAUUGGGAAGCCCGGGAGCUCCCUCGACAACUCCGAGCAGAAAUGCGUCGCGAUGUGCAUGGACCGCUAUAUGGAUGCCUGGAACACCGUCUCGAGGGCCUACAACUCCCGGCUGCAGAGGGAGAGAGCCAACAUGUGAUGGGGGGCAGUGGGGCUGCUGAGGAGCCCCACCAUGGACUUGGCCGAGGGACCUAUCCUGGCCUCCCAGCAAGGUGGUUUAAUUAGGGCGGGCAGGAUUUUGGUCCGGGUGGCAGGAAAUAAAAUGACAGACCUGUG